Messenger RNA from Diatraea saccharalis (sugarcane borer), 864 nucleotides. Lineage: Eukaryota; Metazoa; Arthropoda; Insecta; Lepidoptera; Crambidae. The record is from the annotation of a GenBank genome assembly.
AUGAAGGAAUGGGACAUACCAUACGACGAGCUGAAGUUAUCGGAGGUGAUCGGCAAAGGACGGUUCGGUAUAGUGUACCGCGGCAGUUGGCACGGCGCGGUGGCCGUCAAGUUGCUCUACGUGCAGUCGCUAGGAGAUGACUGCGUGCCGCUGGAUACCUUCAAACACGAGGGCAUGGGUUACUUGCACGCACGCGGCAUCAUUCACAAGGAUUUGAAGACGAAGAAUAUAUUCCUUGAAAACGGGAAGGUUGUCAUCACAGACUUCGGCCUCUUCAGCGUCACAAAACUAUGCUUUGGCAACAAUGCUCGCGGCGACAGCCUGGGCAUCCCAGCGGGGUGGCUGUGCUACCUGGCGCCCGAACUGGUGCGGGCGCUCCGCCCCCACGCCUCCCUUCAUCUGCCCUUCUCCAAGGCCACCGAUGUCUACGCCUUCGGGACGGUGUGGUAUGAGUUGUUGUGCGGCGAGUUCCCAUUCAAAGGUCAACCACCCGAGGCCAUCAUAUGGCAGGUGGGCCGCGGCGUCAAACAGUCCCUCGCCAACAUGCAGGCCUCCAGAGAUAUUAAGGAUAUAUUGAUGCUGUGUUGGGCGUAUCGAUCCAGUGAACGCCCAGAAUUCCCCCGCCUACUGAGCACAUUACAGAAACUACCGCGAAAGAGACUAGCGCGCUCUCCCUCCCACCCGGUGCAUCUGUCUCGGUCUGCUGACUCAGUGUUCUGAGGGCGGUUUGGCCUCGCGUUCUCCGCACACCUGCGGGCAACUAGCGCCCUCUCCCUCGCACCGCAUACACUCGUUGCACUCUUACACAGCACCUUGCAGAAUCUUUAAAAGCGCUGAGUAAGUUGUGAACGUGAAAAGUUAUCA